Aspergillus tanneri is the source of this 786-nucleotide messenger RNA. RefSeq names its product H(+)-transporting V0 sector ATPase subunit c'' (gene VMA16). The coding region runs from base 1 to 786 and encodes 261 amino acids. Gene Ontology annotation, biological process: proton transmembrane transport. Gene Ontology annotation, cellular component: proton-transporting V-type ATPase, V0 domain. NCBI's taxonomy places the organism in Eukaryota, Fungi, Ascomycota, Eurotiomycetes, Eurotiales, Aspergillaceae. The record is from RefSeq and is a predicted model, not a curated record. Gene Ontology annotation, molecular function: proton-transporting ATPase activity, rotational mechanism. The transcript has 6 exons.
AUGCGACCAGGCCAGGCGCACGAGGUGUUCCUAACGGCGACGAGUGAGCUCGACCCAUGGGGCCGUCCGGGGAAACUAGGAGAUGACGAGGAGGACCGCCCUGAAGCUUUGCUUCCACAAUUCCGAACACCCACCUUCAAGUGUCUUGAGGCCCGUAUUUUGGACUGUCACACCCUCCAGCUUAUCAUGGGUCUCCUUUAUCCUGCUGGUGCUGCAACCGUGUCACUCCUGGUGAUAGGAGGCUAUAUGCUCUUUCACGGAGAUGGUGAACAGUUCAAUGUCGGCCAAUUCCUUGAGUCUGUGUCCCCAUAUGCUUGGGCAAACUUUGGUAUUGCUAUGUGCAUAGGAUUGUCCGUCGUGGGAGCAGCAUGGGGUAUUUUUCUCACGGGCUCUUCGAUCGUCGGUGGCGGUGUCAAGGCACCUAGAAUUCGAACAAAGAACUUGAUUUCGAUUAUUUUCUGCGAAGUUGUGGCUAUCUACGGGGUUAUUAUGGCUAUUGUAUUCUCUUCGAAGCUCAACCUAGUGGACAACGAGGAGCUUCUUACGGGCGGCAACUAUUACACUGGAUACGCGCUCUUCUGGGGUGGAAUGACUGUUGGUGCAUGUAACCUGAUCUGUGGUAUCUCUGUUGGCAUGAAUGGUAGCGGUGCCGCCCUGGCAGACGCUGCCGACGCUACCCUGUUCGUGAAGAUCCUUGUCAUCGAGAUUUUCAGCUCUGUACUCGGACUUUUUGGCCUUAUUGUCGGACUUCUGAUUGCAGGAAAGGCGACUGAUUUCGGAACUUGA